AACAGACCUCACUCUCCUUCACUACCUCUGCGGCUCUGCCAGAUAUUCUAAUUUUUCUCUACGGAUCGAUCAGUUGCUGAAACCCUAGAUCCGAUCCGAUCCAAAAAACGAUGUCGUCAAGGAAACAGCGAGAGCGUCAAAUGCUAGAAUCAAUCUACUCAAUGAUCGCUCUCGUCUUCAUCCUUGUCACCUGCAUCGAGCUAUGUGACGCAGCAACUGUCGUCGACGUCUACCGCUUAAUCCAAUACGAUAUCUCCGGAGCUCAGUUCGGAUCGCGUUUUGCCACUUUGAACCACCACGCCGGCUCCUUGCAUCUCCCUCCCGGCGUCGAUCUUUCUCGCACUGUCGUCAUCAUUCCUGUUCGUGAAUUGAAUAUCACUUUGGUUAAAGAGUUUAUUGCACAAAGAAAACCGCUGGGAGGAUUAUUAUUUUUGCUGCCGCAAAUGCUUAAUUUUGAAAAUAGAGACCCCACGUCUGAGAGCAAGUAUCAAAUACAUGAGAAGAAGUUGACAAAGAAUGUUUUGGUGGAGCUUGAACGAUUGCUUAUUUAUGCCAAUAUUCCCUAUCCGGUAUAUUUUGCUUUUGAGAAUGAUGACAUUGAUGCUGUGUUGGCUGAUGUCAAGAGGAAUGAUGCCUCUGGUCAGCCUGCUACUGCGACAACUGGCAGCUACAAGCUUGUUGUCUCAGCACCAGAACCUAAGAGAAUUGCAUCUCCUGCCAUCACAAACAUUCAGGGGUGGUUGCCAGGGCUGAAAGCAGAUGGAGAUCCGAAUCAACUUCCAACUAUUGCUAUUGUAGCAUCAUAUGAUACUUUUGGAACUGCACCUGCAUUAUCUGUUGGAAGUGAUAGCAAUGGGAGUGGCAUUGUGGCUCUUCUUGAAAUAGCUAGGUUAUUUUCACUUCUUUAUUCUAAUCCAAAGACAAGAGGACGGUAUAACUUACUUUUUGGGCUAACAUCCGGUGGACCUUAUAACUACAAUGGAACCCACAAGUGGCUUCGGAGCUUUGAUCAACGUCUACGAGAAAGCAUCGAUUAUGCUAUUUGCUUGAAUAGCAUUGGCUCAUGGGAUAACAAAUUGUGGAUUCAUGUGUCCAAGCCUCCUGAGAAUGCCUUAAUUAAACAAAUAUUUGAAGGUUUCUCUACUGUAGCAGAAGAGCUGGGCAUUGAAGUUAGUUUGAAGCACAAGAAAAUUAAUAUCUCAAAUCCUCGAGUAGCUUGGGAGCACGAGCAGUUUUCAAAGCUGAGGGUCACGGCUGCUACCCUUACCGGACUUUCUGCACCACCUGAACUGUUAGAAAGAACUGGAGGUCUAUCUGACAGCAGACAUUUUGUAAACGAAGAUGCAAUAGUUAGAAGUAUCAAGCUAGUUGCUGAGAAUAUCGCGAGGCAUGUCUAUGAUUACCAAGGGAAAAACAUUCAAAUCUUUGCGGAUGACACUAGUUUGGCUGUCAAUGCUCCUUACAUAAGAUCCUGGUUGGAUCUUUUGUCACAAACACCUCGAGUGGCACCAUUUCUAUCAAAGAAUGACCCAUUUGUCAUGGCACUGAAAAAGGAAUUAGAAGAUCAUACUCAUGAAGUAAAUGUGCAACAUGAGGUGCUCGAUGGGAUGUUCACAAUCUAUGACUCAACUAAAGCUAAACUAAACAUAUACCAGGUUGCUAGUGUAACAUUCGACUUGCUGUUGCUUCUAGUGCUAGGAUCAUAUUUGAUUAUACUUUUCACUUUUCUUGUCAUCACAACAAGGGGUCUUGAUGAUCUCAUAAGUUUAUUCCGACGGCCUCCCUCUCGUAAGGUGAAAGCAGCAUGACAAAAGAAGCUGGAUUUGUGCACUGAAGCUGUUUAUCCUUGUUGCUGAAGAGCAUCACAUGUAGCAUAGAAUGUAACCUCUGCCAUGGAGGAGUUUGUGUUGUUUACUAGUUGUGCGUUGUCGAUUAGGUCAGAAUCAUGAGGGAUCAGUUUAAUUUUGGUCCUAGGAGGAUAAUUUUUUUUUAAAAAAAUUUAUGGUGCUGGAAUGAGUUGAGAUUUGUUAACAUAGGCUGAAGAAAAGUUUAGGUGAAGGAUAUUUUAAACCAGAGACUUUAGCCAGCAUUUUUUUGUAGAGGAUGAUCUGUAUUUGUGGCACCAGCACCAUGAUUUCGUGAUGGCCUUUCCUAUAAAGUUUCGAGCAGUUUCCUA
Populus trichocarpa (black cottonwood) is the source of this 2176-nucleotide messenger RNA. RefSeq lists its product as uncharacterized. NCBI's taxonomy places the organism in Eukaryota, Viridiplantae, Streptophyta, Magnoliopsida, Malpighiales, Salicaceae. The transcript is spliced from 15 exons. Gene Ontology annotation, biological process: regulation of signal transduction. The coding region runs from base 111 to 1808 and encodes 565 amino acids. Gene Ontology annotation, cellular component: endoplasmic reticulum membrane. The record is from RefSeq and is a predicted model, not a curated record.